UGGGUCUAGUUGGCCCCUCCUAGCUUCAAAGCUUAUAUAAGUAAACAGAGCUCAAGGCUCUCAAUAAUGUCACAUAAACACAAUAAGGCUUUGUAACUUUCUGGGUCUUUUUUUCUUUCUUUUUUCUUUCAACGAACUAAAAUCUCCAUCCCUUUUACUUGAGAUUAAAGAGAACCCCAUCGUUAAAUCUCUCUCUCUCUUCUUUUUUGACUUCCACAAAAAGAGCAACAUCUUAUUCUCAGGAUUGCUUGAAAACUGGACAAAUCAUUAAGGUUACAGACCAAUAAGAGAGAGAGAUAUUGUUUUAAAAGAAAACAGGAAAUCUCGAAUUUCGAGGAGGAAAGGAUAAGAAUUUGAGAGAAGAAGAAGAAGAAGAAGAAUAAUGGUUGCUUCUUUAUCAGCUUGGCCUUGGGGAAACUUUGGCAAUCUAAAGUAUCUUCUGUACGCUCCAUUAGCGGCACAAGUAGUGUACUCGUUGGCCUACGAAGAAGAUUACUCAAGGGCUCUUUGGUGUCUUCACAUACUCAUCAUCUGUGGGAUCAAAGGAGUCGUUCAUGUCUUAUGGAGCAGUUUCAACAACUUGCUUUUCUUGACUCGGACUCUAAGGAUUAACCCUAAAGGUGUAGACUUUAAGCAGAUUGAUCACGAAUGGCACUGGGACAAUUACAUACUCCUGCAAGCAAUAAUAGCUAGCAUCAUCUGUUACAUGUCUCCACCAUUGAUGAUGAUGAACAGUAUUCCUCUGUGGAACACGAAAGGGCUCGUCGCAUUAAUUGUGCUACAUGUGACUUUCGCAGAGCCUUUAUACUAUUUUCUUCAUAGAUCCUUCCAUCGUCACAACUACUUCUUCACGCAUUACCACUCCUUCCACCACUCUUCUCCUGUUCCACAUCCCAUGACUGCUGGAAAUGCAACGUUUUUGGAAAAUCUGAUCCUCUGUGUCAUAGCUGGAGUUCCUUUGAUUGGAUCUUGCUUGUUAGGGGUUGGAUCAAUAAGCUUGAUCUACGGAUACGCUAUUAUGUUCGAUUUCAUGAGAUGUUUAGGACAUUGUAACGUUGAGAUCUUCUCUCACAAGCUAUUCGAGACUCUUCCAAUCCUACGAUAUCUCAUCUACACUCCAACGUACCAUAGUCUGCACCAUGAGGAAAUGGGGACCAACUUUUGUCUGUUUAUGCCUCUCUUUGAUGUUUUGGGCAACACGCUAAACCCAAACUCGUGGGAACUCCAAAAGAAGAUUCGUUUGGCUGCAGGGGAACGGAAGAGAGUGCCGGAGUUCGUGUUCUUGGCUCAUGGGGUAGAUGUGAUGUCGGCGAUGCACGCGCCGUUCGUGUUCAGAUCGUUUGCUUCAAUGCCUUACACGACGAGGCUCUUCUUGCUGCCCAUGUGGCCAUUCACGUUCAUGGUGAUGUUGGCCAUGUGGGUUUGGUCAAAGACUUUUCUUUUCAGCUUCUAUACUCUCAGGAACAAUCUUUGUCAGACUUGGGGAGUUCCCAGAUUUGGAUUCCAAUACUUCUUACCGUUUGCUACACAAGGCAUUAAUAACCAGAUCGAGAAUGCGAUUCUUAGGGCUGAUAAGAUUGGAGUUAAAGUUAUAAGCUUGGCUGCUUUGAACAAGAACGAAGCUCUAAAUGGUGGUGGGACGCUGUUUGUCAACAAGCAUCCUGACCUGAGAGUUCGUGUGGUCCAUGGGAACACUUUAACGGCAGCAGUGAUUCUCUAUGAAAUUCCAAAAGAUGUGAAAGAGGUGUUCUUGACAGGAGCCACUUCUAAGCUUGGAAGAGCAAUUGCGCUUUACCUCUGUCGUCGGGGAGUGAGAGUUCUCAUGUUGACCUUAUCGAUUGAAAGGUUCCAAAAGAUUCAGAAAGAGGCUCCUCCUGAGUUCCAGAACUACCUUGUACAAGUGACCAAAUACAACGCUGCACAACACUGCAAGACUUGGAUCGUUGGGAAAUGGUUAACGCCGAGGGAGCAGAGCUGGGCUCCUGCAGGGACGCAUUUCCACCAGUUUGUGGUGCCACCAAUCCUCAAAUUCAGAAGGAACUGCACUUACGGCGAUCUUGCAGCUAUGAGGCUUCCUAAAGACGUUCAAGGACUCGGAACAUGCGAGUACACGAUGGAGAGAGGGGUUGUGCAUGCGUGCCACGCAGGAGGAGUGGUCCAUAUGCUGGAAGGUUGGGAGCAUCAUGAGGUUGGAGCCAUUGAUGUAGAGCGUAUUGAUCUGGUGUGGAAAGCGGCCAUGAGACACGGCCUUAGCUCUGUCUCUUCACUCACAAACUGAGUGAAAGACACCCCUUUUCAUUGUUGUCUUUGACUCUUCCAAGAUUCGCCAUUCUUUGUACAGGUGAAGGAUGCAAGCAGGGAAACAAAUGUAGAAUUUCACCUUUAUGUUAUUGUUUUACCUUUUUUUUUAAUAUUAAAGCUGUAUUCCUCUUUUUUAGUUUUUCCUAUCUAUCUAUAUAUGCACCUAAUUUCCAAGAAAAUUUCGACAAAGCUUUAAUUAUAUCCAACUUGAUCGCUCCUCUGUUUGGUAGUUAGGGACAAUUAAAGAACCAAGUGUCUUCAAUGUGACUGUCCUCUGUUACAUUUGAUUUGAUUAGUCAUAACGGAUUCAUCAUUAUUAUUUGAGACCUGAG
Messenger RNA from Thlaspi arvense, 2633 nucleotides. NCBI's taxonomy places the organism in Eukaryota, Viridiplantae, Streptophyta, Magnoliopsida, Brassicales, Brassicaceae. The record is from the annotation of a GenBank genome assembly.